Messenger RNA from Serpula lacrymans var. lacrymans S7.9, 507 nucleotides. RefSeq lists its product as uncharacterized. The transcript has 2 exons. The record is from RefSeq and is a predicted model, not a curated record. Bases 1 to 507 code for a protein of 168 amino acids. Lineage: Eukaryota; Fungi; Basidiomycota; Agaricomycetes; Boletales; Serpulaceae.
AUGCGAGCAACACUGAAAAGCAUCGAGAAACGCUGCGAGAAAUCAGACCAAGACAUAUUCAUUGCUCCAGUAAUACUUAAUCCUCUCUACAAGGCAUCUCCAUUCAGCUCCAGUGUCAAGUUCAUGACAGCAACAGGAGUCUGGGAGCUCUGUAGUCGGCUGUGGAUGCGCUUUUACAAAGAAGAGGCCCCGAUUCAGCUCUACCGUGAGCUUGUGAGUUAUCUCAGUAACCAAGACCGGUAUGGAAAGCUCCCAGAUCACAUUCGGCGUGAAACUGCAUUAGCAGCUAGCGAAAACAAGUCUGUCAACCCAAUGAGCAUCUACAUUGCAAUGACCAACUUAGUCAACCCACUCCCAACACCUCUUGAACGUCUUGCAAGACAUCAACUCACUGUCUCAGCCAACUCAGCCUCUUGCGAGAGACUUUUCAGUGCCUUUGGGCUUAUCCUCACCCGGCUUCGCUCUCGAAUGAGUAUCAAAUCAAUGACUGAUCUUGCUGAGCUCUGA